Nicotiana tabacum (common tobacco) is the source of this 3164-nucleotide messenger RNA. The record is from RefSeq and is a predicted model, not a curated record. NCBI's taxonomy places the organism in Eukaryota, Viridiplantae, Streptophyta, Magnoliopsida, Solanales, Solanaceae.
GGGGGAGUUGAGGCGGAUGAAGAAAGUGAGGAAACUUUUCCUAGAUAUUGAUAAGAGAUGGAGGAAAGUAGCAUUGAGAACGUGUUGGGAGAAUGGAAAAUGGGGAAGCAAGAAAUAGAAGAGAGUUAAAAGCUGGGAAUAUAGCAUUAUAAGAAAAAUUCUACAUCGGGGAUUGCUUGACAAUCUGAACUAUAUAUCAUGAAUAUGGCAAAGUUGCGUUAUUCUUCUGUCGCAUGAAUUUCAGAAUUUUGUGGUGCUAAAUUUUUUUUCUUUUCUCUUUUUGGCUUUUGAUUGGUUAGUGUAGAAUGGAGGAGUGGUCAUGUCUCUUUUACAUAGGUCUACACGAGUAUGCACCUUUUUACUGAACCUGAACAAAAUAGUGCUUCUUAAAAAUGCAUGAAGAUGUAAAGAUGAUUCUAGUUACAGCUUAAAAAAAAAGAAUAGAUACAUUCUAGUUAGUAUGCUUCAAGGCACUGGUAGCUUCUUUAAUACAUCCUUAUUCCUGGUGUCUAUUUUAGAUUUAUCCAAUAUUAAGCAACUUUGGGGCUUAGACCGGAUUGUCUUUGUUGGCUUUUCAAGAUCAUUUCCACCCUUUUCUUGUCUAUGCUUCUAGUUUUUUGGAGGUUACUCCAAAAAAUUUUAAUGCCUUGGGAGGGGGAGGGUGAAAGAGGCAUUUGAUAAGAACUAGUUUGGGAUCAGCAACCGAAAGGUUUUCGUUUAGUGAACUCUUGCCACCCUAUCUUAUUUGACCUACAUUCCAUUUAGAUUGGUUCAAUACUGAAAUCUUUCCUUAAUCGUCGUAACUACCAACUUCAAAAAGUCAAAUAACAUUUUGAGAUGUUAUUUAAAUGUAAAAUUGGAUCACUUAAUACUAACAUUAUGAUCCUCAUAUGAGUAUUCUAUAUUAUGGAACUUAGUAAUAACAUUCCAAAAAGGGGUGAAGUGGUAUAAAUUAAGAGUAAAAAAAGAGGUAUAAAUUAAUUAUUCAGGAAAAAAGACAGGCGUAUAAGCCCUCCGCCAAGCUAAGUAAAUCUGGUAUUUAAGUGGAGAAGGGUAAAGGGGGCCCAUUAUCCCCGAGUUUCGAAGGAUGCUGUUGGUACAAGGGUUGGUUCCCGACUGAUUAUCCGGUCAUAAAAAAAGAGGUAUAACAAAGCACGGCGUUGACGGUAGCAUAGGUGUACAGGGAGGAGGAAGUUGGAGAUUCUAAAAUCUUCUAACUUUACCAGUAUAUGAUAUCACAGACAUAUUAGGAUUCCUAGAUAUGAUUUUUCUCCUGUUCAUGGUGAAAAAUCAAUCAGGUCGAACAAAAUAUGAUGAAUAUGUUCUAGGAAAUAGGGAUAAUAGGAAAUUUUCUUGGGCUUGACUGUUAAACAAAAGUUCAAUCCAAUGCUUAUACUUGCGGGUAAAUAUUAGUUCUCUUUUUGUCAAUCCUCGUAUCACUUUGUAUCUUAAUUUUCUGAAUGAUUGAAAAAGGAAAUAUUUCACUGGAAAUACUGUCCUCUAGCUCAUAUACAGUGGUCUUAUUAGGAUACAAGAGCUACCAUUAUAUCUGGCAUAUUUUCACUUUUUUUUGGAGAUUGUCGGCAGCAACAGUGACCCACUGAGGUAAUAGAGCAAAUGAAAUGGUGCUAAGAGUGGCUUGUUUUGCUCAUCCGUACUGUUUGCUGAUUUGCACAUUGUGAUACAGGAUGUUUUCGUCAAUUCUUUUUCAAUUUUGCUUAUAAUUAAUUCUGACUUGGUAUUCGGUUUUCUUUUCAACAAAAGUAUUUUGCUUUGUUUUUAUCUUUUUUGUACGAUGCAGUUUCUUGUUGAAAACUGAUGUGUGAUUUAGGUUCUUGAAGCUGUGCAAGGAUGCUGGCGGGAUCCAGAACUGGGACUUUCUCCAUAUGAUGUGCACUCUCACUCAGGGUUUCUGAAGCAUCUAAUGCUUAGAACAGGCAGGAAUGUUGAAACUGGUCUUCCUGAGCUUAUGGUUAAUUUUGUGACUUCUUCUUACAAUCCUGAAUGCUUGAGGCCCAUUGUUGAGAAAAUUGCAGCUAUUCCUGAAGUGGUGAGCAUUGUUAACAAUGUGAACACUUCUAUCGGCAACACAUCCGUUGGGGAGAAGGAAUAUACAUUGUAUGGAAAAUCUACCAUUACAGAGAUUCUAAGAGGGCUUACUUUCCAAAUAUCAGCUAACUCUUUCUUUCAGACAAACACACACCAGGCAGAGAUUCUCUAUAAACUAAUUGAGGAUUGUGCCUUUCUUAAAGGAGAUGGCUCUGAAAUUGUUCUUGACUUAUUUUGUGGGACAGGAACCAUUGGCCUUACACUGGCCAAAAGGGUGAAGCAUGUUUAUGGUUUUGAAGUAGUUGCUCAAGCUGUCUCUGAUGCACGUCAGAAUGCCAAGUUAAAUUGCAUUGAUAAUGCAACUUUUAUCGAAGGAGAUCUGAAUAAAAUUGAUUUGAACUUCGCCAGCAACUUGCCUAAGCCGGAUAUUGUCAUCACAGAUCCUAAUCGCCCUGGUAUGCACAUCAAAUUGAUCAAAUUUUUGCUAAAGUUAAAGGCAACACGCAUUGUUUAUGUAUCGUGUAAUCCUGCUACCUGUGCUCGUGAUCUUAAUUACCUCUGUUAUGGUGUGCCAGAGCAGAAUAUAGAAGGACAUUACAGGCUGAGUAGCUUACAGCCAGUUGACAUGUUUCCCCACACACCUCAUAUUGAAUGUGUUUGCUUGCUUGAGCUUCAGUGAAUACACUGGUUGUAAAUAUCUAUGAAUUUCUUAUGUCCAUUGCGUUCUUGCUGCGUUCUGGGGCUGUCGGCAUAAACUCUUAUGGGAUUUAGAAGUUGAAGAAUACACACGCACUCGUGCAGCGCAAACUGUUGGUGCUAGUGGUGAAUAAAUUUCAUUCUACAAGUUUGCGAUCUCGUGUCAUUGCACAGAACGAGCAAGCAACAUCAAUCAACCACCUUCCUGAUUUGACUAUGUAUAAUUGUUAAACUUUGUAGUUCCUCUUUGCUUUGCUUUCAUUGAUGAAUUUACUUAGUUAUGAUUGAAUUCUUUUCUCUGUCCUUUGGUUGAUAAGUUUGAGAUCCUUUUCAGUCAACUAUUUGUAUGAGGAAUUUCAGUUGAAGUCCGUGUUUAAUCAAUUCCAGUUUAAUGGAAAGUAGGCUUGUUGUGGUGAUCA